Molecule: messenger RNA, 2294 nt
Organism: Prosopis cineraria
Lineage: Eukaryota; Viridiplantae; Streptophyta; Magnoliopsida; Fabales; Fabaceae
Exons: 9
Coding region: 175-2022 (615 amino acids)
Biological process (GO): glucan catabolic process
Molecular function (GO): beta-glucosidase activity
Source: RefSeq, a predicted model, not a curated record
CAUGGUAGCAUGGAGGAAGAACGCUUGGCUUUUUCGUUUCCGAUUUCCACUGGACUGAGAUAGACCUCGUGGCAUUGACCACCAAGCUACUCUUCAUCUGAAAACGUUUCGCAAAUCUACACUCUCCAGAACACUCUGUUUCUUGUUCGUACUCUUCUGAAGAGGACGAGUGCGAUGAACACAUUGGAGGACAUGGAUUGCGUGUACAAGAAUCCAAAUGAAGCCAUUGAAGCUCGUGUCAAAGACCUUCUCUCCCGAAUGACUCUGAAGGAGAAGAUUGGUCAGAUGACUCAAAUCGACCGUCGCGUUGCAACCCCUUCCGCCAUUAGGGACUUGUCUAUUGGGAGUAUCCUCAGUGCUGGAGGUGGUGGGCCUUUUGAAAAUGCACUGUCGUCGGAUUGGGCUGACAUGGUGGAUGGAUUUCAAAAGUCAGCUCUCGAGUCCAGAUUAGGCAUACCGCUCAUAUAUGGGAUCGAUGCAGUUCAUGGUAAUAAUAGUAUAUACGGUGCCACUAUAUACCCUCACAAUGUUGGCCUCGGAGCUAGUAGAGAUGCAGAUUUAGCUCAAAGAAUUGGGGCUGCAACAGCACUUGAAGUUAGAGCUAGUGGAAUUCACUGUACUUUUGCUCCUUGUGUUGCAGUCUGCAAAGAUCCCAGGUGGGGAAGAUGCUAUGAGAGUUUCGGUGAAGAUACUGAGAUAGUCAAAAAAAUGACCUCCAUAGUUUCAGGCUUGCAGGGCCAGCCUCCACAAGGACAUCAACAUGGUUAUCCGUUUGUGGCUGGAAGGAACAAGGUUAUUGCCUGUGCCAAGCACUUUGUUGGAGAUGGAGGUACUGAGAAAGGCAAAAAUGAAGGAAACACGGAAUCAUCAAUUGAGGAGUUAGAAACAAUCCACAUGGCUCCUUAUUUGGACUGCAUUUCGCAGGGGGUUUCAACCAUUAUGAUUUCUUACUCUAGUUGGAAUGGACGCAAACUCCAUUCUGACCAUUACCUUAUUACUGAAAUUUUGAAAGGAAAGCUAGGUUUUAAGGGUUUUGUAAUUUCUGACUGGGAGGCACUUGAACGGCUUUGGUCAGAGUACCCAAAUAGCAUCCCCAUUGGAUCAGAUUACGGAAACUGCAUCUUGUCAGCUGUUAAUGCUGGAAUUGACAUGGUGAUGGUGCCUUUUAGAUUCCAACUAUUUAUGGAAGAGUUAACCUCCCUGGUAGAAUCUGGGAAAGUACCAAUAGCCAGAAUUGACGAUGCCGUUGAGCGAAUUUUGAGAGUGAAAUUUGUUGCUGGUCUUUUUGAAUCCCCUUUGUCUGACAGAUCGUUGCUAGAUAUAGUUGGCUGCAAGCAACAUAGAGAUCUUGGACGUGAAGCAGUUCGAAAGUCCUUGGUUCUGUUGAAAAAUGGAAAGCAUCAUAGCAAACCUUUUCUCCCUUUAAAUAGAAAAGCCAAGAGGAUUCUUGUAGCCGGAACACAUGCAGAUGAUCUCGGGUAUCAAUGUGGAGGCUGGACUAAAACUUGGUUUGGAUUGAGUGGGCGGAUUACAAUUGGGACAACGCUCUUGGAUGCCAUUAAGGAAGCUAUAGGAGAUGAAACAGAAAUUAUUUAUGAGCAGAAUCCAUCAACCAAUACCCUAGAACGCGGUGACAUAUCUUUUGCCAUUGUAGCUGUUGGUGAAGCUCCUUAUGCUGAGUCACCGGGUGACAAUUCUGAGCUUGUAAUCCCCUUGAAUGGGCCCCACAUUAUUAGUUCAGUCGCAGAUAAAUUCCCAACACUUGUUAUUCUGAUGUCUGGAAGACCCUUAGUGUUAGAGCCAUGGCUGUUAGAAAAGAUUGAUGCUCUUGUUGCUGCUUGGUUACCUGGCACUGAAGGUCAGGGAAUCACAGAUGUUAUCUUUGGGGAUCAUGACUUCAAGGGUCAGCUUCCUGUGACGUGGUUUAGAAGGGUUGAGGAUCUUGAUCAACCAAAUUAUGGGGUUAAAAUGCACGAUCCUUUAUUUCCACUUGGCUUUGGGUUGACAUAUCCUAAGGACUAAAACUUCAUUUUGGUCAAAGUGGAUCUUCUGCAAUCAUACAAUUACACAUUCCUGAGGAGAGAGACAACUCAUUCUCAUUCCUAUUUAUCUCUUUGUGGUUGUACUAUUUUUCAUUUAUUUUUGUUAUUGCAGAAGAUCUGUAUUGCAUUUUGAUGUUGAGAAGUUGUUUUAUAUAAUUGUUGUAUUAAUAGGAAACGGUUGGAAUAAAAUUAUAUUGUUAGCACCAAAGUGAUGCGGAAUAACAUUUAAGGAGUCAAUUGAUAUUGAAAUAA